CUGUGAGCAGGGGGUCCGGGCAGCUCGGCCCUGGGGGCGUGUCCGCAGAGGCCGCCUCAGAGCUCCCGAUCCGGUGCAGGAGGCGGCGGCCAGCAUGGAGAACGAGUUGGAGGCUCUGGCCCCGCGGCCCGCGAGCCCGGCGGAGCCGCCCUUCCAGGCGCUGGUGGAGGCGGCGGGUGGCCGAGGGCAGGUGCUGCUGGUAGGCGAGCUGUGGGACCGCGAGCAGAGCCGGACGCUGCUGCGGGACUUUGCCAGCACCGUAUUCCCUCCCGAGCCCGCGCCGGGCAAGUCGAGCUAUGCAGAGGCCGAAAACAAGGGCACUGCGGCGGCCACCGCGCCGCACCGGGCUCCAGGAGCGAAGGCGACGCGCGCCAUCCGCUCGCAGCUCGUCUUCGUGCUGUGCCGCGCCACGUCGCUGGCCGCCCGGGAGCCGCGGCGCCGCUUGCGAGAGAUGCUGCGGGACGUGCGCGGCCGGAGGCGGGAGGGCGCUGCGCUGGUAGGGGUCCUGGUGACCGACUCGGGUGCGGAGGACGCGGCGACGCCGGGACUGCAGCUGCUGGAGACGCUGCUGCGCACGGUGUUCGGCCGCCAGGUCGGGGGCCCGGUGCAGACUGCCGCCUUCCAUCCCGGUUGCCCGGCCUCCAGCCUGGCUGUCCAGGAGGCCGCCUGCAGGGCCCUGCAAGCUGCGGGGCCGGGACGACCAGCAGAAGGUGCCUGGGAGAGACCGGGGCUACUGACUUGCUUUUCCUGGGGUCCCCGGAGCCAGAAGAAGAACCGUGAUGUCACCUUCUCCCAAGGCCCAGCUCAAGAACACCUCCAGGUCUCAGAGGAGAAGCUUGCGCUGACAGCCAUAUUUCCCAAUGGAGACUGUGAAGAGCGUGGACAUGGAUCUAGAGCCCAGGAUGGAGCUGUCCACACGCCACCUGAGCCCUCGGAGGGCACAAGAUGAACGCUGGACCCCUGGACUGACCCUCACCUGAACACGGGAGGGUCACAGUGUUGACCUCAGCAGAAGCUGACUGACUGUAAAGACCCCACUUGCUUCGGGGAUGCCACCCUCACUUUUGCCAGCAAAGCAACAAGACCUAUGGGACCUGCUCCA
Molecule: messenger RNA, 1102 nt
Organism: Acomys russatus (golden spiny mouse)
Lineage: Eukaryota; Metazoa; Chordata; Mammalia; Rodentia; Muridae
Gene: C12H2orf72
Product: chromosome 12 C2orf72 homolog
Exons: 3
Coding region: 95-949 (284 amino acids)
Source: RefSeq, a predicted model, not a curated record